Messenger RNA from Medicago truncatula (barrel medic), 1162 nucleotides. Its product is annotated as senescence/dehydration-associated protein At4g35985, chloroplastic. Gene Ontology annotation, cellular component: plasma membrane. The coding region runs from base 94 to 768 and encodes 224 amino acids. The record is from RefSeq and is a predicted model, not a curated record. Lineage: Eukaryota; Viridiplantae; Streptophyta; Magnoliopsida; Fabales; Fabaceae. The transcript has 3 exons.
GGGCGCUGUCACCGACCACAGACUACAAAGAACAAAAUAAAGCUAUAAAACAUGGGUUGUUGCUAAUUUAGUAGCUCCAAAACUCUUCAACCAAUGGCAAAAAACUACCGCAUGAACCCUAUAGCUUCUUCUGUAGAGUUCUCAACAAAACCAAAAACUACUCACAUACAAGAAGAAAUUCUUAUACAAAUUCCAGAAUGUAAAGUUUAUCUAAAGAAUGAAGAAGAAGCACAUGAACUUAGUCAAGGGCAAUUCACAAUCAUCAAAAUAGUUAAUGAAAAUGUUUCUUUAGCAACAAUUAUCAAAAUAGGAAACAAUGUUCAAUUUCCUUUAACAAAAGAUGAACCAAUUGUGAAAGUUGAUAGUCUUCAUUAUCUCUUUUCAUUGCCUGUGAAAGAUGGUCAUGAGCCUCUAAGCUAUGGUGUUACUUUUCCACAUGAAUUUUCUGGUAGCAUGGAUUUGCUAAAUUCUUUUCUUAAUGAAUACUCUUGCUUCUCUGGUUUGGAAUUGAGUAAGAAGGGAAAUAUUAUUAACAACAAUUCAGGAAUGACCAGUCAGAAUUUUCAUGGUAUCCUCAUUGGUAAAAUCAAUUUCAAUCAGGUUCAAAAUGGAGCACAAGCUACCCUAAAUAGGAAAUCAGAUAAGAAAAAAGGUGGCAUGGAUAGAAAAAAUACAAGAAAAAAAACUGGUGUCUCAAAGAACAACAAAACAAAUGAAAACCCUAUACGAAAAUUGUCACGAUUCAUUCAACAAUGGCUAUUGAAGUGAAGAACACAACCCGAUCAUGUUCCAACUCGAAGUGCACAAAGAUUGUGACUGGGAAAUGGAGGCGUCGUGUUAUAAAAUACAUAUACUUUCUCCGAUCUCAAUUAUAAACAACUUUUUAUGUUUUAAGUUCAUUAAAUAACGGUACACUAGGUUUAUAAUAUAAACUACAUACAUAAUUUAUUAAAUGAAUUUAAAAAGUAAAGAGUAUUGUAUAAUUGAGACUAGAGAGAAUAUGAAAUUGUUGAGCUCGAAUCGACUCUCAUGGAACCGUUAACGAUAGGAUUAAGUAUGUUCUUAGCCUCAAGGUUAAAUUAUGUGCAAUUUUAAUUCCUGCGUGUUUUUUGAAUUGAAUAAAAUUAAUAGUACAUUUGUCCCAAAAAGAUAGCUUUAUCAA